Apodemus sylvaticus (European woodmouse) is the source of this 1331-nucleotide messenger RNA. RefSeq names its product cathepsin W (gene Ctsw). The transcript is spliced from 9 exons. The record is from RefSeq and is a predicted model, not a curated record. Bases 45 to 1235 code for a protein of 396 amino acids. Lineage: Eukaryota; Metazoa; Chordata; Mammalia; Rodentia; Muridae. Gene Ontology annotation, cellular component: lysosome. Gene Ontology annotation, molecular function: cysteine-type endopeptidase activity.
GUCGGCUCAGCUUCCUGCUCCUGGCAGGCACUGGAGGCUUCGCCAUGACACUGCCGGUCCACCUCUCCUGCUUUCUGGCCCUGUUGUUAGCAGGCCAAGGCCUGGGCGACUACCUCCUCACUAAGGAUGCAGGUCCCCGACCACUGGAACUGAAAGAAGUCUUCAAGCUGUUUCAGAUCCAGUUCAACCGGAGUUACUCGAACCCAGCAGAGUACACUCGCCGUCUGGCUAUCUUUGCCCACAACCUGGCUCAGGCUCAACGGCUACAACAAGAAGACUUGGGUACAGCUGAGUUUGGAGAGACUCCAUUCAGUGACCUCACAGAGGAAGAGUUUGGCCAGUUAUAUGGGCACCAGAGGGCACCGGAAAGGAUCCCCAACAUGGCCAAAAAGGUAGAGUCUCAAGAGUGGGGGGAAUCUGUGCCCCCUACCUGUGACUGGCGUAAAGCAAAGAACAUCAUCUCAUCAAUCAAGAACCAGGAAAAGUGUAGGUGCUGCUGGGCCAUGGCAGCAGCGGACAACAUCCAGGCUCUGUGGCGCAUCAAACACCAGAAGUUUGUGGACGUCUCUGUGCAGGAGCUGCUGGACUGUGACCGUUGUGGAAAUGGCUGCAAGGGUGGCUUCGUGUGGGACGCAUAUAUAACUGUCCUCAACUACAGUGGCCUGGCCAGUGAACAGGAUUACCCAUUCCAGGGGCACCAGAAGCCCCACAGGUGCCUGGCCAAGAAGUAUAAGAAAGUGGCCUGGAUUCAGGAUUUCACCAUGUUGUCCAGAAAUGAGCAGGCAAUUGCCCGCUACCUGGCCGUCCACGGGCCUAUCACUGUGACCAUCAACAUGAAGCUACUAAAGGUGGGUGGACAGGGGCAGGGUGAGGGCACAUGGGGAGAUGCCCUGGAUUCAGCUCCUCUGUCCCCACCCUUGCAGGAUUACCAGAAGGGGGUGAUCAAGGCCACACCCAGUUCCUGCGACCCUCAACAUGUGGACCACUCUGUCUUGCUGGUGGGUUUCGGCAAGGAGAAAGCGGGCAUGCAGACAGGGACAGUCUUGUCCCAUCCUCGCAAACCUCGCCGCUCCACCCCCUUCUGGAUCCUGAAGAACUCCUGGGGAGAUGGGUGGGGCGAGAAGGGUUACUUCAGGCUCUAUCGGGGAAACAACACCUGUGGAAUCACCAAGUAUCCGAUCACAGCUCUAGUGAGCCUACCAGUUAAGAAGCUACCAAUCUCUUGUCCACCUUGAGGCCAGCAGCCACUGCCCCUUGUCAGCCCCGCCCUGGGUUUCUGCCCGACUGCCACAUCCUCUCUUACGCCUUCAUAAACCGAGACAUGCUCCACA